GCGGGUGGGAGCGCCGCGGGCGGAUCGCCGCCUACCCCGGCCAGACCUCGGCGAGGGGCGCGGCGGCCGGGAGAGGAGGAGAAAGGGCGGGCGCGGAGGCCGGGAGGCGUUGCCCCGCCGCGCCGGAAUCGGACGCUCUCCGGGCCGAAGGAGCGAGAGGGAGAAGCAGCGCUGGGCGCCCUGCGAUCACCGCGCCCAUGGACCGCGCAGCCCCCGCCGGGAGCGCCCCAGGCUGCGUCGCUCCAGACUCGCGGUUCCCUGCGGCGCCGCGGCGGCAAGUGCAGGGCUAGCUGGCUGGGGCGCAGGGCUGGGCGGCCGGGGAGCCCCGGCCCCUGGGGCGCCGGGGCGCCGCAGGCUAGGGGCCGGCGCCGGCUGGCAGCGCCCGGCGGCUCCCAGGUCUCGGGGCGCGGGGCCGCGCCCCGAGGACGAGCACCCAGGCCUGGGGCUCGUGGUGGUUGGAAGAGGACUGUCAGAAGGAUCUGGAAAGCAGAGUUUGGCUGCGAAGAGCAAAGAUCCUUUACCUACACAGUUUACAAGAAAUGUCCAGAAAGCCAUUGAUAAAUAUAGCCGUGAAUCCAGGCCAUCAUUUUCAUCAAGUGGAAGCCCCACGCCCACUGAGGCCCCCAACUCUUGGUCCGGGUCUGGGACACAGAGUUCAACCACUGGCUUAUCUACUGAGAGGAGCUCCGUUUACUCUUGGAGAGAUGAUGAAUUUGACAAAGCUAAUGCACAAAAAGUACAGCAGUUAUUCUGGGAGGUUGAGGAAAUGCUAUUUGAAGGGAAAGUAAGCCCUCAGACCCAGAAUCUACUAGCUGAAUGCAGUGAGUGGGCAAGAAGGUCCCUCCAUCUGAGAGUAUUAGGAAGACAGCUCAUCCUGCCCACUGAUGAAGGGGUCCAGCAUUUCCAGGGCAGCGGACCUGCUUCUGCUGUCCAGAGACCUUUCUCUGAUGCCUGCACACACAAGAGCAAUGUCAGAGAGUUGUGCAUCUCUGGCUCUCAAAUAGUCUUGGCAUCGCUCCCAGCCCCUGCCCCGCCAGGGCCUGAAGGCACAGGAGUUGCCGACCUGCCAGCAUGUCCUUCCCUGGAAGAAGAGGUUUAUGGCAUGGAUGGAAAGAUUGAAGAGUAUUUCGCUUUUGACAGAAAAGAAGAUGACGAGGACUGUCUUGAAAAAAGAUCAGCUCACCAUCACAGCACGUGGCGUAAACACGGACUUCCUCCUGUGUCCCCGCAUGACUGUAUCAGAGAUGCAGUGGCUGCAGAAGUGUUUGAUCACGUCUGGACAGAUGUGGUAAAAAUACUGGAAACGCUGAUUAGAAAACACUGGGAAAUUACACUCGCAGAAGGACAAAAACCGAAAGAAAAAUUGAAAGCAGCUGGGAAUAAAUCUCCACCUGUAUUCCUAUCCCAUGUUAAUACUGAUGUGUCAAGUGUCCCCCCGUCCAGAAAUUCUCAAACUCGAAGUGUAUCCCUGGCUUCUCAUCUUAAUCCUCUUCAGAUUCAUCGCUUUUCCAACAAUUUUUAUAGUGACUUGAAUGGGGUGAUGACAAUUCAAGCAAAACCACUUCAGCAGAGACCUACCUAUUUUGCAGAUAGAACACAGAAUGAACAGGAGGACAAAGCUCUGGGUGUAGGGGCCAGUGCUUUUUCCUCAGCCCAGCAUCGUCUGGCCCGGAUCUCAGAUGCUCGCGGACUGCAGAUGCCCGCAAAGAAAACACUGGCACACAGGAGGCUGCCUUCGCUUACUUCAGAUGCACAGAGAAUAAAAAUCCCCAGUGUGUACAGUGAUGAAGUUCUUAGGGGAACAAAACUGCAAACUGGCAUGGAUCGCACGGCCUCCCCACCAGUUCAGACCUCGAGGAGCAGGUUACCCCCAAUAGGCUCAGAGACGGGGGAGCAGAAUAUGCCACUGCCCGGAUCCCACCCUGUUGCCUUCAGAGGAAGGCAUCCACAAAACCGUGUGUUGAGUGCAAUACCUGACAGUGUAGAACGAUCACCUCUUCGAGAAAGAUCUCUGACCGUGGAACAACUUUCACGGCCCAGCACAACUCAUACAUUUCAGUCAGAUACACCUCGAAAAAGUUCAUUGACACUGAUGGAGUUUGCUGGUCACAUGUGGACAGGUCAAAGUUUUUUGACAGGUUCACACUAUCCGCCUAAAUCUUUUCAGAGGACAACUUUGUCUUUAAGAAAAGAUUCCAGGUGGCCUCUUGAUGUGGCAUCACCAGAAGGACAAACUUGCUGGAACAUUCAAAGCCUCAGCACACCAUCUAGCCCUUGAAAAAUGCAAGAAGUAUUAUGUUUUGUAUCUGCCUGACAGUCUGAGAUGUUAGACCACCUGAGAGAAAUGCAGACAAAUAAGCAACUUAGUUUUGAACACUUCGCGUUGUGAAGAGAAUACAAGUCAAACUCUCCAACCUUCGAAUUGAUGGGAAGAAUUUCAAUAAAGAUUCUUUGGGUUUAGCUGAGAAUAA
Sus scrofa (pig) is the source of this 2471-nucleotide messenger RNA. RefSeq names its product family with sequence similarity 149 member A (gene FAM149A). The record is from RefSeq and is a predicted model, not a curated record. Lineage: Eukaryota; Metazoa; Chordata; Mammalia; Artiodactyla; Suidae.